AUGGGAUCACCCCUCUCACCUGUCAUUGCCAACCUCUACAUGGAACACUUUGAAACCCAAGCUCUAGAAAAAAUGGAUCACAAACCCAAACUCUGGCUCAGAUACGUAGACGACACCUUCAUAAUCUGGCCACAUGGGAAAGAAAAACUGGACAACUUCCUCACACACCUCAACAGCCUACACCCCAAAAUACAGUUCACCAUGGAAACAGAAGCUAACAACCAACUUCCCUUCCUGGAUGUCUUAGUCUACAAGAAAUCCAAUGGCUCCCUAGGACACACCAUCUACCAGAAGAAAACACACACAAACCGCUAUCUGCACGCUCUCUCACACCACCACCCAGCACAGAUCAACUCUGUAGCCAAGACACUCAUCUCCAGAACAAAACGCUUAGCUGACGAACAACACCUAAAACCCGAACUACACACUCUCACCAAUGUACUAACAUCCAAUGGAUUCCAUAGAAAUAAGAUUACAAACCUAAUCCAAAAAGAAACCCCCACUAAAAUCCAAGACAAAGAACAAGAAAACGGCAAAGCCAUCCUCCCAUACAUAAAAGGCAUCACAGACAGAAUCAGUAAGAUCCUCCAUAAACACAACAUCAAAACAGCAUUCUGCACAAACAGAAAAGACCUAGCAGUUGCAGUCCUGAGAGACCAAUUGAAAAAACAGAAAGGGGCCCAACACCGAGACUCUCUGCAGAUUGAAGAUUUGGUGAAACUCAUAGAACUAUGUUUAACAACUUAUUUUACCUUCCAAGGAGUCACGUUUGAGCAAGUGAAAGGCACACCCAUGAGCUCCCCUAUCUCCAGUGUGAUAGCGGAGGUGGUCCUCCAACAGAUAGAGCGCGAGGCUAUGACCCGUUACCAGCCCAAGUUCUGGGCUCGGUAUGUGGACGACACAUUUGUCAUCAUUAAGCGAAGCCACAAAGCUAACUUUAUGGGAAUAUUGAAUUUGGUAUAUCUGGAUAUUAAGUUCACGGUGGAAGAGGAGAACCAGGGCUUGCUGGCCUUCUUAGACGUGCUGGUCCAACGUUUACCAGAUGGAUCUUUAUGCACAAAGGUAUAUCACAAGCCCACCCAUACGGAUCGAAUCCUCCACUAUGGAAGUAAUCAUCCAGUAUCCCAUAAGGACAGAUUGGGAGGAAGCAAGCCACCAGAUUACAAGAACAUGAGUGAGCAGUUAGAUGAGGAGACCUGA
Molecule: messenger RNA, 1200 nt
Organism: Crotalus tigris (Tiger rattlesnake)
Lineage: Eukaryota; Metazoa; Chordata; Lepidosauria; Squamata; Viperidae
Exons: 3
Coding region: 1-1200 (399 amino acids)
Source: RefSeq, a predicted model, not a curated record